AUGCACACUGUCACCUUGCAAUGUCACACGGAGCUCCCCCUUUUGGCUUUAGGACAUUUUCCUCGCUCAGAUGCCUGUACAGACCAACAUCUUCGUGAUGAGAAACUUCUCAGUCGUUCUCAAUAUGCCCGUGGAAUCAUCCUUGCCGUCAUGCCAUCUUCAAUGACACGCCGCUUUAUUCUCACAGACACUUAA
Messenger RNA from Sclerotinia sclerotiorum 1980 UF-70, 195 nucleotides. RefSeq lists its product with no specific name. The transcript is spliced from 2 exons. The coding region runs from base 1 to 195 and encodes 64 amino acids. The record is from RefSeq and is a predicted model, not a curated record. NCBI's taxonomy places the organism in Eukaryota, Fungi, Ascomycota, Leotiomycetes, Helotiales, Sclerotiniaceae.